Messenger RNA from Heterobasidion irregulare TC 32-1, 2931 nucleotides. RefSeq lists its product as uncharacterized. Gene Ontology annotation, molecular function: zinc ion binding; DNA-binding transcription factor activity, RNA polymerase II-specific; DNA binding. The record is from RefSeq and is a predicted model, not a curated record. Bases 1 to 2931 code for a protein of 976 amino acids. Gene Ontology annotation, biological process: DNA-templated transcription; regulation of DNA-templated transcription. Lineage: Eukaryota; Fungi; Basidiomycota; Agaricomycetes; Russulales; Bondarzewiaceae. The transcript has 7 exons.
AUGACGAAUCCCGCAAAGAAGAAACGAAUCGACGACCAAGCCGUUCAACCCGAUCCUGUCCAACGUCCGAUCCAACUCCAGAGAAGAAGAGUCUGGCGUGCCUGUGAAUCUUGUCGUCGUAAGAAGAUCAAGUGCGACGGUAACGAGCCUACCUGCUCUCAGUGUGCGACCGCUGGAUUUCAAUGUACCUGGCUCCAAACGAAAGACAGAGCUGCACUCAGCAGACACUAUGUGCAAGAGCUGGAGGCGCGUCUCCUUCACAUGGAGUCCCUUUUCACUCAGAUUGCACCCGUACUCGGACAAUUGAGCCAGAACGGCGACGGCGCAUCUCUACCGCAUGAUAUAUCUGAUCCAAACAGUGCUCCAUCAGCUGCAUCUAUUAUCCAGUCUCUAGUUGACAAGGAUAAAGCCGCACAAUCGACCUCCGUUGAUAACCACUCCACUCCUGACUCGAGCGUCUCCGCUAAAAUCGAGGAUGAUGUCUCUGAUUCCCUCGGUCAACUCACCCUCGACGAGCAUGGACACUUACGAUGGAUAGGUGGCUCGUCCACCAUGUCCCUCAUACAGUCCUUCAGAAACGCUACAUCAUCCCCUCACUUCCGCGUGUCUCCCAUGUCCGAGGAUCCCAACGCGCCUGGUACGAGCGCCAACAGGCUCUAUUUCCCUGCAUCUGUCUUUUUCGGCAAGGUGCGCGCUCUCCCAGAACCUGAAGAAGUUGAAUAUCCAGAGCGUGACCUGGCGGACAAGCUGGUUGAAGCAUAUUUUUCAAGAUUUCAUUUUCUCUUACCGGUCAUAGACAAGCCUACAUUCAUUCGUCAAUAUAAGUACCUUAUGGACCGCACUGAUGACAUGCAACUGGCGCGUAGCGAAACGGCCUUCAUUGCUCUGGUCUUCGCCGUAUUUGCAUGUGCUGCCCAACUCGUGGAUGAUCCUCGCCUCAAAGGCGAGAAAGAAGACGAUGGAGGGAUGGGUAUGGUAUAUUACGAAAGAGCCCUCAUCCUCCACUACAUCAGCCAUGCAUCCAUUCAAGUGGCACAUGUUCAAUGCUUCAUUUUGAUGUCUUCGUUCUUGUGCUCGGUUAAUUGUUUGCCGCAAGCCUGGAUUCUAAUAGGCCAAGCUGUGCGUGCAGCUCAGGACUUGGGUCUUCACCGUUCACCUCGCCGUCUUAACCUUCCGCCUAUUGAAAGCGAGACCCGCCGGAAGAUAUGGUGGGGAGUUUACACAUUGGAUCGUAUGCUCGCUCUCGCGCUAGGUCGUCCACUAGGUAUUGAAGACGUCGAUUGUGACGUCGAACUUCCUGUCGCUGUCGACGACGAGAGUCUGUGUUCGUUCUUCAACGGCGACGAAAUGUCGUCUGACUCCCCUUCACUUAUGUCUGGCUUUCUCGCACUCCAAUCACUCUACGUUAUCGCUGGACGAGUCAUGCGACAAGUUUACGGCGUGGACAACUCUAAGGAUUUCCUGGAGCCGGAAAGGCGCGCACAGUUGCAGCGCGAUGUCGAAGAACUCGAUAAGGAGCUGACGAAAUGGUUGGACGACCUUCCCCCUGUUUUCAAGUCAAGUCCGGUCAACGAGAGCCAAGUUUCCAUGAGCGCAGUGCUCUGUAGCCAUUACUACUCUGUCUUGACCGCUUUGCAUCGCAAUCUCCUUCCCGUCAAGCGAGAUCAACCCAUCAAUCCACGCUCCACCGCGAAGGCUGUAUCUUCAGCUCGCGCCUGCAUCCGCCUUGCUCCUUUCAUUAAGAAUGUUGUCCCUCCUUCACAUCACCUCGCCUUUUUCAUUCAGCAUCUCUUCAGCUCUGCAGUCAUCAUUUUACUCUAUGCGAUGCAUGUAGCCGACUGGAAGGCUGCAGGCACUGCCAUGGAGGAAGCGCAGAGUUGCUUACCCGCGUUGGAAUCCUGGGAAGGACUUUGGCCUGGGGCACGAAAGUGCAAGGAGCUGCUGACAGAACUUACAGAGACAGCCCGCGAAGCGAUCCGAUCUGCUCACAAUGGUACUUACGGGCCUGUGUCAAAUUCCUCGAACUCUCGAAUCGCGCCAGUGCCUUCCCCUUUCGAGCGGAAGGCACGAAGGAGCUCGUUUACGAACCCCUCGAGUCGUGUCAUGAAGAAUCAGCAGAAGCUCAGGAGAAAUCUGUCACCUGAUUCUACCAACCGCCCAUCGCGGCCAUCUCACGCGUCUUCAGUUCUUCACUACGAUUCGCAGCGCGCGCGUUCAACAUCACGCAAACGGGGUCACGGCGAGAGCGAAGACACUGAUGUCAAGGCGGGACCAUCACACCCGUAUCGCCUUUCCUUCCCACCAGGGUUUGAUCCGCGUUCAAAUCAGAGCUCACAUAGCUCGCCCACAUCAGCCAAAGGCUACCCAUCUCCGCCGAUGCCAUUAGCUGAUCCCCCUAUCGAAAUGAGUCCGCAGAUGAUGCCUACGCCCUCAUUCGGAUCUCUCAACCCACCUGUGUCACCUCUGAACGGCGGUCCUUCAGCACCGUACGGAUUUGACUUCGCUCCGCCCCAGAAUCCGUUCAGCCACACAAUCGGCGAUCUUUGGAGUAGACCCGAACGGGAGAAGAACGACCUUGGAAUGUUCGAGCCCAGUCAACUGGAAAAUGCAUUCAAAUUUUCAACACUUGAUGCUCGGCCGUCGACCGUUGACCCGUCGUUCCUAGCGUACGACAGUACGUCGCAGUUGGGCAUAGGCUUCCCAGGGCUUCCUUCAAUGACGCCCUCGACUACAUUUCCUCCACCGGGUCUACCUUUCCGAGGUCUUGACUAUAUUCGAAACAUAGAAGCAGAAGGGUAUCACACUGGCGGUGCGGAGCAGGAUCUAUGGGGGCAAGGGUUCGAUGCAGGCGCUUUCACGGCCGCCCCUGACAUCCCCUUCAGCUUGGGAGGAGUCGACCUCUUCAACGACCAGCGUGAUGGACAGCCGUGA